AACAAUGCGGGGAAUUUUGGUCGUCGUAGUCUUGUCAGAAUCUGUGCGUACGUGAGAGGCUGGAAACUGUUAGCAAGCGACGGGCCCAGGCGAUUUUAAUUUGUUUUACUUUUGGGAGAAGAACAAGGCUACUCAGAAGUUGCAGGAGGACCACCAGGCAUGUCCUAUGUUUUCAUCAACGACUCGCCGCAGACAGUGCCAUUACUGCAGGCCUGCAUUGACGGCGACCUGAGUUACAGCAAACGCCUGUUAGAAUGCGGCUUUGACCCCAACACCCGGGACUGCCGCGGACGCACGGGCAUGCACCUUGCGGCUGCCAGAGGGAACGUAGACAUAUGUCGCCUCCUGCACAAGUUUGGGGCAGACCUCUUGGCCACGGAUGUUCAAGGCAACACUGCCUUACAUAUGUGUGGGCAUGUCGACACCAUCCAGUUUCUGGUGUCCAAUGGACUGAAGAUUGACAUCUGUAAUCACAAUGGAGCAACCCCUCUUGUUCUGGCAAAAAGGCGUGGUGUGAACAAGGAUGCACUUCGUCUUUUGGAGGGACUUGAGGAGCAAGAGGUGAAGGGCUUCAACCGAAGCUCUCACUCCAGCCUGGAGAAGAUGCAGUUGGCUGAGAAUGAAAGUGCCAUGGAAAGCCAUUCCCUUCUCAACCCUCACCUACAUGACAAUGAAGGAGUUCUCUCCAGUUUUCGUACCACCUGGCAGGAAUUUGUGGAAGACCUUGGAUUUUGGAGGGUGUUGCUGUUGCUGUUAGUCAUCGCCCUAUUGUCCCUUGGUAUUGCCUACUACGUCAGUGGAGUGCUGCCCUUUGCAUCCAACCAGUUAGAGCUGGUGCGUUAAACCACAUUAAGACAAUUCCAAUGCAUCUCCGCUCACUACACCCAUAUCUCUGUCAUGAUGAUGCCAUGCUAUGGACUUAUCCUGGACCAACUGAUAAAUCAUGUAAUAAAUAAUAACUGCAUACAAGGAUGUAUUAAGAUGAUCAAAAAGUAAUUGACAACAAAAUCUGUGUGGUAUAACUAAUUGCCAAGAUGAAUGUUAAGCCUAUUGAGGAAAGAGGUAUACUUUGGCGCCCUCCCCUUGUUGGCUUGAAGCGUGCACAACUACACACAUUUUACAGAUCUUCUUUGAUCUGUUGUAAUAGUUGGUGAAAAUCUACCAACUUGGCCUACUACGAACAUUUCGGUUAUAAAAUCUACGUUUUUAUACAUUUCAUGCAAGCACUAAAGAAGCGAAGAAUGACAUGCCGAGUUAGAUUUAGGCUAUUUUGUUCCCUUUAUUGUACGUUUCAUAAUGAUGUCUUAUUUGUACUUUGUCCAUGGUAAUAACAAUAUUACUCAAUAAAGUGUUUGAAUGACUUGCUUUAAAA
Sardina pilchardus (European sardine) is the source of this 1372-nucleotide messenger RNA. It is a transcript of the gene ankrd46a, whose product is annotated as ankyrin repeat domain 46a. Gene Ontology annotation, molecular function: protein binding. The transcript is spliced from 4 exons. Gene Ontology annotation, cellular component: nucleus. The record is from RefSeq and is a predicted model, not a curated record. Bases 160 to 843 code for a protein of 227 amino acids. NCBI's taxonomy places the organism in Eukaryota, Metazoa, Chordata, Actinopteri, Clupeiformes, Clupeidae.